AUGAGUGAUCAUCUGUCUAGUCAUCAUGCGGCUGGAUCGCAAACAUCACCAUCAUCAUCAAUAUUUGAAUCAUUUUAUAGAAAAUUCGAAUCAUUACGGAGGUCUAAUGUCUUAACAGAACUAAGAGACAUUCUUGAAAGUGCCUCUCUAUCAGAAUGCUUUGAAUUUUCUUCUAUAUUAUUACGUCCACUUGUGGAAUUUCUCAAUGAAGGUACAACACCAAAAUUUAAGAAGGAUGACAAGGAACAUCUUCUCAGACAAGUAAUAAUAGAAAUUAUACAAAAACUUCCACAUACAGAGUUAUUUGAUGAAAGAGCUGGGAAAAAAGAUGAUUUAGUACUUUUAGUCAAUUCUCUUAUUAAUGUCAUCAAGACAGAUAAUGAAAUCAAUGGAGUGGUGGCUAUUAGAUUAAUAAUCGAAAUUCAAAAAUGUUUCAAAUCAAACAUUACAGACUUUGUUCAACCUCUUAUUGAAAUAUUCCUACAUUUUUUCGGAAAUUUUGAAAAGAUUGUUGAGAAAUAUUUAGGAAGAAAACCAAAGAAAAAUGCAUCAGACCCAACAGUGGAAGGAGAAUCAUACCCUUUAACAGAAUUGGAUUUAAUACCUUCCAUGGAUAGUUGUAAAUUAAUGUUAGAGUUACCAGUAUUUAUUAUAUUCUUCUUCCGUACAUUAACAAUCAAAGAUACAAAUAAUAAUAUUUUUAUCAAAUUGGUUGAAAAGAUGUAUGAUAUUUUAAGAUAUGAAGUAUCAGUUUCUGAUUCAGUAAUGUCAUCUCCAUUUGGAAAAGAAAGAGUUGAAGAUUUCAUGUUAUUGAGGGUUAAAACUAUUUCAUUUUUGAUUUAUACCUCUUCUAAAUAUAAGAAUAAUGAUAAUUAUACAACGGAAAUACCUAGAUUUGUUAUUAAAUGUCUUAGGGAAUGUCCAGACGAAUGUAUAGCUCCAAGAAAGGAAAUGCUUUCACUAAUGAGACAUAUUGUUGAAAGACAAAAUGAUGAUUCUAAUACUAUUUGCAAAUAUUUUUUACCUUACAUGAAUGAAAUGUUGGAUGAUACUAUUUUAAUUGGUAAAAGUAGAUCUGCUCAAGAAACAGUAAGAUCAUCUGCUUAUUCAACAGUUCUAGAAAUAUUGAAAAAUCAAUUGAAAAAUAUUGAAUUUUCUCCUUCUAAUAUUGCUUCAUGCAUUUUAUUUUGUACUAAGGUAUUAUUUGAUUCAUCUUUAGGAAUUACAAUUCAUGGUUUAGCAACAGGAUUGCUAGUAGCAUUAACUCAAAAUGUUUUUGAUCAAAUAAGAAAGAUAUCUGGAGUUUCAGAUCCAUCUGGUGAUGUCUGUGCUGCCUUGUCUGGUAUUUCAGAAGAGUCACUUUCACAAAUCACCAAAUUUAAGGAUCAUUUGUUGAGUAUUAUUCAAACAUUUGUUCAAAAGAUUAAGUUCAUUUCUAAUUUUAUCAAAAAGAUAAUACAAUAUAAGAAUAUUCAAAAAUCUUCAACAUUGAACGAAAAGGAACAAACUGAUGAUAUGACAAUGAUUUUACCAUUUAGUCCAUACAAAUCAUGUGAAAAUUUUAAUGAUGAUAUUUCUUAUUGCUCCAUGAUGUUUAAACAAAUAAUUUUUGGUUUAAAGUCAACAGUACUUCUAUAUAAUAUGAUACCAAGAAAUGAGAAACAAAAAUUCCCAGAAUUAUCAGUAUUAUCUAAACUUUUUAGAUAUGGAUUGGAUUGUUUCGAUAUUUUCAAUUUAUAUUCAGAAGAUACAGAAUAUGGUCAAAAGCAACGAGUAUUAGAUGAAAAGGAAAUAUUUAAUAACUAUUCAUCUUUAUAUACAUCACUACCUUCGGCUUUAUUUACAGAAAUAUUCAAAACUCAAUUUGAUUAUCUAUACAAAAAAUUAUUAGAAGGAAGAACAAUGACAUUUAUCCAUAUUCCAUCAAAUAUUCUCUCAUCUUCUCAACAUAUUGCUUCAAUUCUCUCAGAGAUACUCUUAAAAUUUUUACUGAAAAGAAUGGAUAGAAUACCAAAAGAUCGUAAAGAGGCUUAUUAUAUUCACAACCUAUACAAAUUAGUAUUUGGUUCAGUGGUAACAUUCCCUAAGAAUGAAUCUAUUUUAAAAAAUCAAAUGACCUCGAUUGUUACAUCAUGUUUCAGUUAUGCAUCUAAAUAUAAGGAUUGUUUAGAUUAUUAUCUAAUUUUAAGAUCUUUAUUCAGUUCAAUCCUUACAGCUAAAUUUGAUUUACUUUGCAAGGAAUUCAGUCAAUUACUUCCAACAGUUUUGGAAAAAUUGUCUGAUUUGGUAAAUAAUGCUCAUGACAAGGAAACAAGGAAUAUAUUUGUAGAGCUUUGUCUAACAGUUCCUUCCAAGUUACACGUUUUAUGCCCUUAUCUUUAUUUAUUAAUCAAACCAAUACUGUAUGCUUUAGAGCCUGGUUCAAGUGAGAAGGCUGUUAGUGCAGCUUUAAGAAAUCUGGAUUUGUGGGUUACUAGUUUACGUAAUGAAUCAUUAGAAGCCAUUCUUAAACCUGUUAUACCAGAUUUACUUAAAGCACUAUUCUCUCAUUUGAAACCUCCUCCAUACCCUCAUGGAUCUGCAGUAAUGAAAUUAUUAGCUAAGUUGGGUGGUAGUCACAGACAAUAUAUGAGUGAAUUAACUUCAGUUAGUGUCAAGUCACCAAAUGCUUUAUUCCUAAAUAUUAAUUUUAAUUCUAAUCAAACGGAAUCAUUACCAAUGGAUGAAUUGGUUGAUACUUCAAUUGAAAUUUGUUUCGAUAAGGAUCAAGAUGUACAAACAAAAAAGAGUGCAUUUGAUUUUUUGAAAACAUCAUUACUUACUAUGAUGUCAUGUACAGAGCAAAGUCUAGCUAUACCAAAUGAUUUCAAAUUUAGUUUUAAACAUAUUAACCCUAAAAAGUAUUUCCACAUUUCUGCAUCAUCACCAAAAAGUUGUGAUCCCUUCCAAAAUAUUUUAGAUGUUUUGGAGCCAAAAGGAUCAAUGCUUUAUGAAAGUGAAAUUGCCAUAUUUACCAAAAUUUUGAAAAAUAUCUUCUUAUUUAUGAACUAUGCUGUAAAGGAAAAUCUGGUUGAAUGUAUAGAAUUUACCAAAUCCUUGAUCAAACACUUUGCAAUUUUAUCAAUAUUUGUGAAUAUUAAUGUUGAACAAGCUUCAAAGUUUAGAAUUAAUCCUGAUUGGUUCUAUGAAGUUUUAAUGAGUGUUUUUGAAGAGGAUUGUACAGAAACAUCUCCAUCUGUUAAUGUAGGAGAUUUUAUCUUGUACAUAUUUACAGAUUAUGUUUAUGAAUUGUGUGAUAAUGAUGCUGAUAUGGUAAUUCAAUUUGGUAUUUGGGAAAGACUUCAAUCAAGAUUCACCAAAUACCUAUAUCAACCUGAAUGGUAUAAGAAAUGUGUUGGUGCAAAAGGUAUAAUCUUCUUAAGUGAAAAUAUUACACCAGCUUGGUUGGUUCAUUAUGAAGCUGAUAUUGUUCGUGCUCUAUUCUUUUCACUGAAGAAUCAACCUCCACAUAUGCUUUCUCAUACCAAUCAAAUAACAAUCAUGGCAGCAGAGAGUAUUAUCAAAGCAUGUUAUAAUACAGCUAUCUUUGAUAUUACACAUCUUUGCAAUGGUCAAAUCAACGAAAAGAUUGUAAAGGUUGAUAAUGCACCAGAUUCUCUUACAGAAGGAGAAGUUGUAGUUCAUGUUGAAAAAGUUGGAAGAGAAUCUAUAUUCAGAAAGCGUUUGAUUCUUCAUUUGCUUUACACUGAAUUGACUAGUACUCAAUCUCAUAUUCGUAGAUUGGCUCAAUCACUCCUAAGAUUAUGUUCAGAAUUAAUGAACAUUCCAGUUCUAGUAAUACUUGAAAGGUUUAGACAAGAAUUGCCUAUUAAAGAUGAAAAGCAAGCUAAGGAUUUGUCUCAAAUUACAGUUAUGCUUGAACUUUUGGUCUUCCAAUUGGCAACAAGGGAUUCUAAUCUUACAGGUUCCACUAUUUCUGUAGCGUUUAAUAAGGCUUUGACAUUACUAAGAAAUGAUGAUUAUGGGAAGGAGACAAAGGAUCAAAAGAAAAUUUUCAAUGCAAAAAUUGUUGCCUUGAAACUAAUUAGAGAAGCUGUCGUAAGCAAAGAAUUAAGAUAUAAUGAAAAAGAUCAACUCAAGACAAUGAUUGAAACAUUUUGUAAAUUCCUUAACGCUCAGAAUAAGGAAGUUGUCACUAUUGCUAAAACAGCAUUAAUAUCAUUCAUAUCUCAAUUUAAAACUCCAAAGGAUUCUUUACAACAUUCCUUGAGACAAAUAUCUACAAACUUUCAAAAGCAUGCUCACUUUACAUUAUUAUUCCUUCAAGGAGCCUCAUUUUUCCUCAAGUUUAACUCUAACAUGCAAGGACUCAAAUUUGGUCCUAACUUGCUUGAUAACCUUAAGAAAUGGCUAGAUAAAUCAUCAAUCAAGCAUAUUCAAAAUGUUAAAGAAAAACCUCUAGUUGCUGCAGAGAUGAUAUCUUUAUUUUCUAUUACUGAUUCAGCUGAGUUUUUGCCUCAAAUAGUUCCUAUGGUUCUUCAAUUGGAAGCAGUAUGGUCAGACGAAAUUAAGAGUUCAAAUCCAUUUAUUGCUCCUCUUGCCAAGUAUUUGAACAUAUAUUAUGAAGAUGCUAUCAAGUACUUCUUUGAUCCAACUAGUGGGUGUUUUGUACUGUCUUCUAAGAGAAACUAUCAAUUCUUUAUGGAUAUUUUGAAAUGCAGAAAAUCUAUUGAACUUACAGCUCAUUUAUUGUCCCAAUCUAAUAUUAUUUCCAAUUUAUUGUCAAACAUUACCAAAUUAGAUUUUUAUUCAGAUAAUUUUGCUUCAGAUCCAAAUAAUGUUCUGACACUAGUUGGUAGCAUUACAAAAUUAUCUCCAGGUUGGUUUACUAAAAAGAAACCAGUAUUCGAUGAGAUUUUACGAUUAUGGCUUAUGAAUAUCAAGUUUGCCAAUAGUUUACACAAUAGUAAUCAGUCGAACCUAGAAAUAUCUCCAUUGUUAGAUGUUCAAAUAAUUAGGUUUACAAGAAAGCUUAUCAAAUUUAUUAUUAAUUAUUGUGAUUGUAAUUCAAAUGAGGUUAUAUCACUCUUUGAAAUUGUCAAGGUAUUUGGAUGUGGGCUUGUAAUGGAUUUGACUUUUGUUAAAGAUUAUUUCAGAACAAAAGUUGGUUUGGAGUAUUCCACUGAAAGAAAGGAAGAGAUAUUACAAAACUUUUGUGCAUUGUUUAAACGUGAUGAAAUUUCUUUCCAUUUGAAGUCUGAUGCACUUAAACAUAUUGUUAUACCAAUAGUUAAUGGUGCUGCUAAAUCUGGUACUGUUUUUAAUGUAAAAAUUAUGGGAAUGUUAUUUGAGGAAAUUUUGCAAACAUUACCACAAUCAUUAGCCAAGUUAACAGAUAAGGAAAAAUAUUCUUUGAAAGUUGAUUUACUACAACUAGCUACCUUGUUUGUAAAAUACUUCCCAAAGUCCCAUGUAGAGGCUUGUUGGAAGUCAAUUGUAAAAUUCUCCUAUGAAAAUUGCAUUGUGGAUGAUAUUACUACAAAUCAAUGUGCUUUUGUUUUGAUUUCACACCUGAUGAACAAGAUAGGAUUGCCAGCAAAAGUAGUCCAACAGGUAUAUAUUGCAUUCUUAAAGGAUUGUAAGAAAGAUAGCAAAUCUCUUGUUUUACCUGCUUUGGAUAUGAUUAUUCAACCGGUUAAGGAUGCACAAUUACCAUCUAAUGAUUCUAAAUUCCCAACCUGGAUUAGAGUUACAAAGAAAACCCUAUUGGAAGAUUCUCCUUCAGCUAUUCAACUCUUAAAUAUUUGGACAAUAUUUAUUAGACAUGCAGAUUCAUUUUAUGAAUCAAGAGAGUUUUUCAUGUCCAAGAUGAUAAACUCCCUCUCUAAAAUUGGAUAUUCUUCAAUGAAUUUGGAGAAUAAGAAAUUAUAUAUACAAUUGGUUGAUUUAAUAAUAUCUUGGGAAGAGAGGGCAGCUGGUGUUUAUCACCCUGAGGAUGAUAACGACAAGAAGAGAAAAGUAGAGCAAUUGGAACAACAAGACACAAAUGGAUCAAAGAAGAGAAAAGUAGAUGAAGCUAGUUCAGUUCAAUCCAAUAACGGUCCUGUUGAUGUGGACACUUUUAGACUUAAGCCUCAAUCUAGAAGCAUUGUACUUAAUUACCUUCUUCGUAUGUGUGUAUUUGUGAGCUCUUUCCAACCAAGAACAGAAAAACCACAAAUACUUUACAAAGAAUGUAUUAGUAUCCUUAAAAGAGCUCUUAAUUUGUGGAAGGAGGAAACUAUUUCAUUUAGUCAAAUUGAAAAACAAUUUCCUAACUCAGAGGAAGGUUCUUCCACUUUGAAUCCAACAUCCCUAUGUUGUAUUCUAGAACUGAUGACUUUAUUCGUAGAGUUGAAUAGAGGAAUUAUUCAACUAAACGCUCAAUUUGCUAAAAAGCUCAUUCCAUUCUUGGCAAACUCAAAUAUUGAUGUUAACAAGAAUGCAUGUAAAUUCUUCAAGACUUUAUUACAACAUUUUGAUCCUCUAGUUUCAAAAGAUACUGACGUUCAGGAGUUUUAUUCAGUUAUUUGGUCAUCAAUCAAAGAAACUAUUGGUAAAUAUGCUGGAAAAGAGAAUACCAAUCAAGUAGAUAAUUUAUCACACAUUUACACAGUUGUUGUUGGUUCAUUUGGCCAUUUAUUGCUCUUACAUAUUCUUUGUGACCAUUACCAAAAUGAAGAAACAAAACAACAAUUUUUUAAACAAGUUUAUGGACUUUUAAACAAAAUAUUGAAGCAAGUUGGACAAGUAGAAUGGAAAGAUCUUCUUGUUGGUUUUGUUGAACUUUGUCUAUCUUUCCUUGUUGAUGGUCAUGAUCCUGUUGGAAAACACUUCCUCUCUGCUAUUAUCUUCCUUGUUGAAAAACCUGACAUUUUGAACAUAUUCAGUCCUAAUCUACUCCAUUUAAUAAUUGAUAUUGUUUUCCAUUUGGUAAAACCAAAUCCAUCCAAUACUAUUGUUAGAAGUUAUACUCUUCCACUUGGAGAUGAUUUGAAGAUGACGAAGUUAGGAAAACGUGCCUACAAAGUACCAGACCUUCAAAAGGUUGGACUUCUCAUCAAAUUAGUUACACUUUUUGAGCAAGCUCCUGAUGAACUUAAUGAUUUGAAACGUAUUUAUUUUACUUUGUUAAUGGAAGUUUAUCAACAAAUGGAUGAUACCAACUCACCAAUAUCGAAGAGAAUAGAGUUUUGCUUCAUGUCUGGACUCAAGAUUGAAUCAAAGGAUCUCAAAGAUAUCAAGACUAAAUACCUAUCUAUUUUAAAUAGAAAAGUCGAAAAAACAGCUUUUAAGAGAUUGCAGUUUGUGAUUGAGAGUUCAAGAUGGGAGCCUUUGAGUGAUAGAUUCUGGAUAAAAUAUGCUCUAGAACUUUUAUUAGAAUCAAUUAAUGGAGAAGAAAAAUUGAAUUGUGAUAAGAAUACAGCCAAAAUUUCACCAAUAUCAAUUGACUUUGGUAAGAGGGAUGGAACAAUUUUAAGAGGAUAUGAAAGAAUAUCUUAUGCGUUAACGCAACACGAGACGUUUGUUAAUACUAUUCCAAAUUUGAAGUCUAUUGAUAUGAUAAACCCACUCAAGGUAUUAAUAAGAGCAUCUACAAACAUGUCGUUUAAGGCAUGGGGAGCCUUUUUCGCAAUUGCUUGGAAUCAAUUAAACAUGGAAGAGAAGAGCAUUAUACAAGGACAAUUACAAAAACUUCUCUCCGUAGAGUAUCAUUCCAAGCAAUAUGUCAAAUAUCCUAAUGUUAUUCAGGCAUUAUUACUUGGUGUUAAUAAUGUGGUACUUUGUGGAAAAUCAGAAGCACCAUUCCUAUCAAUUCAUCCAGAAACCCUCAAAUUUAUUGGUAAAUCUUUUAACGCUUGGUCUUUAACUAUACCACUACUUGAAGAAGAAUUGAGAGGAAUGCUGAACGUUGGCAUUUUUGAUGAGAAGACAGAAAAAGUAUGCAAUUCACUUGCAGAACUUUAUAGAGUUUUGAAAGAGGAUGAUAUUCUUGCUGGAAUUUCUAGAUCUUGUGACAUUACUGAUCAAACAAAAUUAGUACUUUCCUUAGAACAAAGGAAUAAUUGGAAUGAAGCACAAGAGGCACUCAAAGAAUUGACUAAUGCUUAUCACCGUGGCCAAAUUAAAAAGAAAGUCACACAUACUGAAUUGCAAUUAUGGGAGGAACACUGGUUAAGUUGUUCCAAGAAACUUCAACAAUGGGACGAACUUACUAAAUAUUCCCAAGCCUCUUCCAAUGCCACAUCUCUUCUUAGUUUAGAGUGUAUGUGGAAGAAUGGAAAUUGGCAACAGAUGAAAGAACUUUUCCAAAAGCAUGCAUCAAUGGAAAAUCAACUUUUAAAAUUCUUCCAAAUCAGUUGUUUGAUAAUGCAAGAUAAGGAAGUUGAAGCUGGUGAAACGUACAUUGUUGCACAACAAUUAGCUCUUCAACGUUGGUGUGCACUACCAUCGUUCAUGUGUGGUAAUCACACUUUUAUGUUACAUAUUUUCCAACAAUUGUAUGAACUCAAUGAGUCUGCUACACUCUUAACUGAUACCAAGAAACCAAUUUCUACCAAUGAGUUGAAAGGUUUUUUGACUACUUGGCGUGAUAGACUUCCAAACAAAUGGGAAGAUAUAGGUAUUUGGAAUGAUAUUUUCACUUGGAGAUGUCAUAUUUUAAAGAAGGCAAUCGAAAGAUUUGAUCAAAAGGAAGAAUUUGCACACCAUAGAGCCUUAUUAUUGAAUGAAACCAUUUGGUCGUUACACAAAUUCUCUAAAAUCUCUAGAAAACAAAACUUUAUUGAGCCUGCAUUAAGAAUGCUUUCAGAGACAGGUAAAUUACUACCAACUCUAACAAGCGAAACAAGUGAAGUGUUUGUUAGAAUAAUUGAAAUAAUUAAGAGCUUGAUUAAGGAUAGAAGAUAUAAUGAUGUUUUGGAUUAUAUUGAAUCUGAUACAAUUGCAACAACAAAACUCAAGACAACUCAAAAAAUGGAAAUUUUGAGGUUGAGAGGGGAAGUAUAUUCAAUUUGUGGUCGUUAUGAUGAAAGUUACCAAACAUAUGCUCAAUCUGUUUCCUACUUCCCUCAAGAACCAAAAUAUACCUCUUCAAUUACAACAACACCAUCAUGGGGUAAAAGUUUCUUCAAGUGGGCACUAGUUUUAGACAAGUUAUUUGUUGAAAAAUGGAAUUCACCAAAUAGACAUCAAAGAACCAAACAAAAUUCUACAAAACAUCCAACUCUCUCAAUGACUGCUUUGGAAUUUGCUGAAAAUUGUAUUGCUGCCUAUUUGUUGGCAAUUAAAUAUUCUGGAGGUGCCACUAAUCACCAAAGUAUUCAGGCCUCAGGUGCUACAGUUAGACAGUAUAUUGGACGUGUAUUGUGGUUAUUAUCAUUUGAUGAAGCUCUACCAACAGAAAAAUCAAAAGCAACUCAAGAAGCUGUUUAUCCACUUCAAAAAGUUGCUGAAAAGACUAUUGGUGACAUUCCUGCAUGGAUGUGGAUUCCUUGGCAUCAACAAUUAUUCUCCAUGCUACAUCGUCGUGACUGUGAAGCCAACAUUGCCAAACAAUUGUUGAAAGCCAUUCUCCUCAACUUCCCUCAGUCUUCAUUCCAUACAUUUAGAAGCUUUGUUCAUGAUUUGAGAGAACUGUUAUCUUCUAUUACUAAGAAGGUAUCCACUAAAUCUGAUACCGGGGAUGCUACAGCACCUGCUACUCUAAGAAGUAAUAACUCUAAUAUUCAUGUUUCUAUCAAGACUAGUGCUGAAUCGUCUCAAAAUCAUAAUCAAUUCUAUCACGAUUUCUUCAAAAAAGUGAGAAGUCGUCUUGAUGAAAUUAUGCAAGAAGGUAAUAAGCAAUUAUUUAAUGAUUUGGAAUCAAUGUACAAAGAGUUGACAAAAUACAAGUCUGAACCUGAAGAAGAAUUAGCCAAAUCAUUUGAAUUAAUGUUAGAAAUAGCCUUCGGAUUUAAUAUUUAUUCAAAUCAAGAUGCCAUGAUUCUUGAUGAUGAGACCCAUUUCAUUCCUCCUAUAUUGAUAGAGUAUUCAAAGAGAAUUAUUGAAUGUUACUUUGGUGAUAUUAUUCAACCUGGAACUGUUCCACAACAACCCCAACCACAACAAGCAAAGACUUCCUUCUUAUCAGAAUAUCAAAGUGAAAUUGUAGCUGAUAUUCUACCAAGAAAAGAAAGACUUGAAUAUGCCAAGACUUUGAAAUAUGUAGCUAAAACUAUAACUAAUCUUGGUCCAAGAACAAUAAUAGAGCUUGUAAAUAACUUGAAGAAAUGGAUUGGUGUUAUUCAAAAGAAGAAAAUCAAUUUGAUUCCAACUAUUAUUGGUAUUGAAACUCAAAAAGCUAAAUUAAUGGAACACAAAUCUUAUCCUGAUAUUGAAAUUCCAGGACAAUAUGAACUCACUAGUGAUAGGGAACCAUUCGCUGAAAGGCAUGAAAGAAUUCUUUGUCUUCUUCCGUCAAUAUCUAUGAAGAAUAAGAAGAAUAGAGAAACUGGUAGAAGUAUUUCUUUGAGAAGUGUUUCAGGAAAGAUCUUUAAAUUCUUUAUUCAAUCAACCUCUUCUGUUGAUGAUACUACUCUCAAGACAGAAGAAAAAAUGGCCUCUCUCAUUAGACAUAUUAACAGAUUGUUAGAUAAGGAUAAAACUGCAAAGAGUCAUAACAAUGUUCACUUGGAAUAUCCUAUAAUCAUUACCGCCAAUCAAAGAAUUAGAUUUAUUCGUGAAGAUUAUGAUUAUAUUUCCUUGGAUGAAAUAUAUCAUGAUUAUUGUGAAUCCAUGGCUAAAUCCAUUGAUACUCCAAUACUUAAAUAUUGGCAAGAAAUGAAUAAGGCAUGUUCUGAGCACCAAAAUGAGCUUGAAACAAAAUUGAAUGUAUUUAACACCAUUCUUGAAUCUAGAGGAAAUGAUGAUUUAUCUCUAAAAAUUCCUGAUACAAUAAUGCUCAACUACUUUAGAGGUAUUUGUCCAAGUUGGAGUGAAUUUUACAAGAUUCGAAAGACAUUUGGUGGCCAAUUGGGUAUUUAUAAUGUGUUGAAUUAUUUACUACAUACCAAGGAUAGGCAACCAUAUAAGAUUCUCAUUGCAAAGAAUAGUGGUAAUCUUUUCCAAUUCGAUUUAAGACCUAAUAUUCAAAAAUCUACUGGUUUAAUUGUUAGGGAUGACCCAACACCUUUUAGACUUACUAGAAAUAUGAUUCAAUUCCUCUCUCAAUUUGGUGUUGAAGGCUACUUGUUGAAUUCAAUGUCUUCUGUUGCUUGUUCCCUUUCUGAUAACAAGGAUGUUUUCGAAUCUCUUAUUCAAUUAUUUAUUAGAGACGAACUCAUCUCUUAUCAUAACUUUAAUGUAGAUUUACUCAAUAAUGAGAGUAGCACUCCAAUGGGAGAAAACCGUUUCUGUUUCAAUGAUGACCUUGUUAAGGGUUGCGUUCAACAAAACCUAGAUUCAAUUAUGGGAUUAGUUGCUGAAAUGGCUCCACCAAUUCCACAAAAUUUGACUUGUAAUCCACCACAAGUUCUUCCAGCAAAGAAGAAGUCCAAGAAGGAGUCCGUAUCUUCAGACACUAUUGAUAAUAUUUCUGCUGCUUCUCCAAGUGUUACAACACCAUCUACUCCAUCUUCUUUCAUAUCAACUCCAACGAUUUCAGCGAGCUCCCAACCUGUUUCUAAUAUUUUAGACUUGCCACCCCUCAAUAGCAAGGUCUAUGAACUCAUUCAACAAGCUUCACAACCUGAAAGAUUAUGUUUGAAAGAUCCAAGUUAUUAUGCAUGGUUCUAA
Molecule: messenger RNA, 11814 nt
Organism: Naegleria gruberi
Lineage: Eukaryota; Heterolobosea; Eutetramitea; Acrasida; Naegleriidae
Exons: 3
Coding region: 1-11814 (3937 amino acids)
Biological process (GO): regulation of DNA-templated transcription; DNA repair
Cellular component (GO): SAGA complex; NuA4 histone acetyltransferase complex; nucleus
Molecular function (GO): protein binding; transcription coregulator activity
Source: RefSeq, a predicted model, not a curated record